AUGCGUGAGAUUGACAGAGAUGCCGAUCGGCCCUUUCCGUCGGCCCAAGCCUUCUCUCCUUCCCUUCAACAGUCAGAAGAGAAUCUCACUCACAGGGUACCCUAUAUUGGAUGGCAAUACUUGCGUCGCUCCAGAGAGCAGAUCAUCGAGGACCAGUCCAGGCCCUAUGACUCCAAGAAAAACUGUUGGAUUCCUGAUGAGGAGGAAGGAUACCUGGAGGCUAUCAUCCUUAAGACCGAAGGUGACAAUGUUCGCGUCGAAAUCGGGCGUGGCAAUGAGAAAACCUUCAAAAAGGAUCAAAUCCAAGAAAUGAACCCGCCAAAAUUCGAGAAAACUGAAGACAUGUCGAACUUGACUUUCCUCAAUGACGCCUCCGUCUUGUACAAUCUUCGAGCUCGUUACGCGAAUAUGCUUAUCUACACUUAUUCGGGUCUUUUCUGUGUCGUCAUCAACCCAUACAAGCGUCUUCCUAUCUACACGGACAGUGUCGCUCGAAUGUUUAUGAACAAACGCCGUACCGAGAUGCCACCUCAUCUCUUUGCUGUCUCCGAUGAGGCCUACCGUAACAUGCUUCAAAAUCACGAGAAUCAAUCUAUGCUCAUCACUGGAGAAUCGGGAGCUGGAAAGACUGAGAAUACCAAGAAGGUAAUUGCUUAUUUCGCUGCUGUCGGCGCCGCUCAAAUGGAGCAAUUCGGAGUCCGAGAGAGUCACGAUCCAAACCAGAAACAAGUCACCCUUGAGGAUCAAAUCGUGCAGACAAAUCCUGUGCUUGAAGCUUUCGGUAACGCAAAGACUGUCCGAAACAACAACUCAUCUCGCUUCGGAAAGUUUAUCCGUAUUCACUUCUCCAAGCAGGGACGUGUCGCCUCUUGUGACAUUGAGCAUUAUCUUCUUGAGAAAUCUCGUGUGAUCCGUCAAGCUCCAGGAGAGAGAUGUUAUCACAUCUUCUACCAGAUCUUCUCUGGAUUUGUUCCCACUUUGACUAAGGAUCUCUUGUUGGAUAAACCAGUCAAGGACUAUUGGUUCGUCGCUCAAGCCGAGUUGAAGAUUGAUGGUGUCAAUGACAAAGAAGAGCAUCAACUUACCGAUGAGGCCUUCGACAUCUUGAAGUUCUCGCCUCAAGAAAAACUCGAUUGCUACAAGGUCAUUUCGGCCAUGAUGCACAUGGGUAACAUGAAGUUCAAGCAAAGACCCCGUGAGGAACAGGCUGAGCCUGAUGGCACAGAUGAGGCUGACAGGGCAUCGAAAAUGUACGGAAUCGACACCGAGGAGUUCUUGAAGGCGCUCACUCGACCCCGUGUGAAGGUCGGAAAUGAGUGGGUGAACAAAGGACAGAACGUUGAUCAAGUCAACUGGGCCGUUGGAGCUAUGGCCAAGGGUAUCUACAAUCGCCUCUUUGGUUGGCUUGUCAAAAUCUGCAACAAAACCCUUGAUCAACAGGGUAUCUCUCGCGAUCACUUCAUUGGAGUGUUGGAUAUCGCCGGUUUCGAAAUUUUCGACUUCAACUCUUUUGAGCAGUUGUGGAUCAACUUUGUGAAUGAGAGACUCCAGCAAUUCUUCAACCAUCACAUGUUCGUUCUCGAGCAGGAGGAGUACGCCCGAGAGGGAAUCCAAUGGACUUUCAUCGAUUUCGGACUCGAUCUUGCCGCCUGUAUUGAGUUGAUUGAGAGGCCUAUGGGUAUUAUCGCUAUGUUGGACGAGGAGUGCAUCGUGCCAAAAGCCACCGAUCUAACUCUUGCACAGAAGUUGAACGAGACUCAUCUCGGCAAACAUCCCAACUUCGAGAAGCCCAAGCCACCAAAGGGAAAACAAGCCGAGGCUCACUUCGCCAUGCGGCACUAUGCCGGAACUGUGCGCUACAAUGUGACAAACUGGCUGGAGAAGAACAAAGAUCCCCUCAAUGACACCGUUGUGCAAUGCAUGAAAUUGUCGAAGGGAAAUGUGCUUCUUCUCGAGAUUUGGGGCGACUACACCACUCAGGAGGAGGCUGCCGUCAUCGCCGCUAAAGGAGGUGGUGGUGCAAAGAAGAAGGGUAAAUCGGGCUCGUUCAUGACUGUUUCUAUGCUUUACCGUGAGUCGCUCAACAACUUGAUGACCAUGUUGAACGCGACGCAUCCUCAUUUCAUUCGUUGCAUCAUUCCCAAUGAGAAGAAAGCCUCUGGAGUCAUUGAUGCGAGUCUUGUGCUCAACCAGCUCACUUGUAACGGUGUGCUUGAGGGUAUCCGCAUUUGUCGCAAGGGUUUCCCCAACAGAACUCAACAUCCUGAUUUCGUGCAACGUUACGCAAUCCUGGCUGCUGACGAGUCCAAAGCAACUGAAGACCCGAAAGCCGCAGCGGCCGCUAUGCUUGCUCGCAUGGUGAAAGAGAACAAGAUUGGUGAAGAGAACUUCCGUGUCGGUCUCACCAAGGUGUUCUUCAAAGCCGGUAUUGUGGCUGCCCUUGAAGAUCAUCGUGAUGCUCGACUCUUCGAACUCAUCGGAGGCUUCCAGGCUCAGAUUCGUUUCUUCUACAGUCAGAUCGAAGUCAAGCAACGUCGUGCUCGCUGGGAAGCUUUGGCGAUGAUCCAGAGAAACGUUCGAAACUGGAUCCAACUCCGCACUUGGGAAUGGUUCCGACUUCUCGGAAAGGUCAAACCCCUUGCCAAGAUGGGACAAAUCCAAGAGCAAAUCGACUCGAUGGCCACUGCUUGCGAGACAAUGUCUACACAGCUUGCCGAUGACAUCGAGACCAAGGAGAGACUGAAGGAGGACGGAGUCCGAGUCCAGAAGGAGACUCAAGAUCUUCUUAUCCAACUCGAAAGCACCAAAGGAUCCAACAAAGAAGUUGAGUCUCGUAUUGAGCAACUCACCGACAUGAAAGCGGCUCUAGAGGGAAAAUUGGGAGAUGCUACCAAGCGUCUUGAGGGUGAAGAACAACAAGCUCAAGAGCUUCUCAAGCAAAAGAAGAAUAUUGAGGGACAUUGUGCUGAGCUUAAGAAGAAUCAAUUGGAUCUUGACUUGACCCUUCGCAAGUCUGAUGCUGAAAAGCAAAACAAGGAGCACCAAAUCCGUGCCCUUCAAGAUGAAAUGCGCCAACAAGAUGAGAAUAUCUCCAAGUUGAACAAGGAGCGCAAGCAUCAGGAGGAGAACAAUCGCAAAUUGAACGAGGAUCUCCAGGCUGCUGAGGAGCAGAACAUGGCCGCCAACAAACUCAAGCAAAAACUCUUGGCCACGAUUGAGGAUGCUGAACAAAGCUUGGAUCGUGAGAAGAGAAAUCGAGCUGAUAUGGAUAAGAGCAAGAGGAAGGCUGAGGGAGAGCUCAAGAUUGCUGCGGAAGAGCUCGAAGAGUUGAACAAACAGAAAUCUGAUAUUGAGAACAGUUUGAGGAGAAAGGAGAACGAGUUGCACUCGUUGGGAAUGAAACUCGAGGAUGAGCAGAAUACCGUCGCCAAGAUGCAGAAAUCGAUCAAGGAUGAUGAGGCAAAGAUGAACGAUGUUCAAGAUCAACUUGGAGAGGAGAAAGAAGCCCGUCAAAAGGCUGACCGAUCUAGGCUCGAGUUGCAAUCCGAGUACGACAAUAUUUUGGAUGCUCUUGAGGAUCAACGAUCGGCUGUUCAGACUCAAAUUGAGGCUUCAAAGAAGAAGGAUGCUGAGUUAGCCAAAUUCCGUCGUGAUCACGAGGAAGCUGGAUUGAAAUUCGGAGAGCAAUUGGCUGCUUUGAAGAAGAAGGGAACUGAUGCUGUUCAAGAGUUGACUGAUCAAAUCGAGCAAUUGAACAAGGUCAAGCAAAGAACUGAGAAGGAAAAGAAUGCUAUUCAAAGAGAGUAUGAUGAGGCUUCAUCUCAAUUGGACCAAGUCUCGAAGGAACGAGUUGAGCACGAGCGUGUCGCUAAGAACCACGAAGUGCGAUUGUUGGAGUUGAAGUUAAAGGCUGAUGAGCAAGCUCGUCAACUUAAGGACUUCAUGUUGUCGAAGGGACGCCUUAAUCACGAGAACUCUGACUUGGCUCGCCAGGUUGAAGAGCUUGAGGCUAAGAUUCAAACCACUAACAAACUUCGUCUCCAAUUCUCGGCUCAACUCGAUGAGGCAAAGAGAUAUGGAGAGGAGGAGUCACGCGAGCGCCAAAACUUCUCGACUUUGUGCCGAAACUUGCAACGCGAGCUUGAACAACUCAAAGUCGGUGUGGAGGAUGAGGUUGCCGGAAAGGGAGAAGCUGCCCGUCAACUCCAGAAAGCCCAAGUUGAGCUUGAGGCCUGGAAGACCAAGUUCGAGUCUGAGGGACUCAUCGGAGCUGACGAGUUCGACGAGGUCAAGAAGAGACAAAACAGCAAGGCUUUCGAGCUCCAAGAUCAACUCGAUGCAUGCAAUGCCAAGAUUGUGGCCCUUGAAAAUGCUCGUGGACGUCUCUCGGCUGAGGCUGAAUCCAACAGAAUUGAGGCCGAACAUCACGGACAAAUCGUCGCCUCGCUUGAGAAGAAACAAAAGGCCUUUGACCGUGUGAUCGACGAAUGGAAACGCAAAGUCGAUGACUUGUACAGCGAGCUCGACUGUGCCCAACGUGAUGCCCGUUCACUCUCGGCUGAAGCUCACAAACUCCGUGGAGGUCACGAUGCUCUCCUUGAUCAAACCGAGGGACUCAGACGUGAGAACAAGUCUCUCUCGGAUGAGGUCCGCGAGUUGACCGACUCGUUGGGAGAGGGUGGCCGUAACAUCCAUGCUCUCCAGAAGACCCUUCGUCGUCUUGAGAUUGAGAAGGAUGAGCUCCAACGAGCUCUUGAUGAGGCAGAGGCUGCUCUUGAGUCAGAGGAAGCCAAGUCUCUCCGAUGCUCGGUUGAAGUUGCUCAGAUUCGUGCUGAGAUUGAGAAGCGCUUGUGUGAGAAGGAGGAGGAAUUCGAAAACACCCGUAAAGUGCACCAACAAACCAUCGAAUCGAUUCAGGCCACGCUUGAUGCCGAAUCGAAGGCCAAGGGCGACCUAUUGCGCAUCAAGAAGAAGCUCGAAUCGGACAUCAACGAGUUGGAAAUUGCCCUCGACCACGCGAAUAAGGCGAACGAAGACGCGCAGAAGAACAUCAAGCGAUACAAUGAUCAAAUCAGAGAAUUGCAAGUUACUGUUGACGAGGAGCAAAAGCGAAAGGAGGAGUUCCGCGAGUCAUUGGCCGUUGCUGAACGCAAAUUGGCCGCCGCCAAACAAGAACAAGAAGAACUUAUCAUCAAGCUUGAGGCUAUCGAACGCACUCGUCGCCAGAUCGAAGGAUCCGUGCACGAGCAACAAGAGCUCAACAACGAACUCAACUCGCAAAACGUUGUGCUCACCGCCGCCAGAAAUCAAUUGGAGAGCGAAUACACUCUUCUCAAAUCAGACAUCGCUGAAGCACAACAAGAGCUCGCCGCCUCCGAGGAACGCGGACGUCGUGCUGCUGCUGAGGCUGCCAAAUUGUCCGAGGAUCUCCGUCAUGAACAGGAAACCGCCUCCACUUUGGAACGUCUCCGCAAGAACCUCGAGAACCAAGCCAAGGACAUGCAAGAGAGAGCCGACACUGCUGAGGCUUCGGUCUUGAAGGGAGGCACCAAGGCUGUGCAAAAGGCUGAACAACGAUUGAAGACCUUGCAAGCUGAUUACGAGAGCGAGACCCGUCGGGCUCAAGAAGCUGUCAAAGCCUUUGGAAGAGCUGACAGACGAGUCAGAGAGUUGGAUUUCCAGGUUACUGAGGACAAGAAGAACUACGACAAAUUGCAAGAGCUGGUCGAGAAGUUGAACUCGAAGUUGAAACUCCAGAAGAAACAACUCGAUGAAGCGGAAGAGGGAGCUAACGGAAAUCUACAAAAGUACCGACAAAUGCAAGUGCAAUUGGAGACCGCAGAGGAGAGAGCUGAUUCAGCCGAGAAUACCCUCGUUCGUAUCCGAUCUCGUUCUCGCAUCACAAUCGAUAAACAA
Mesorhabditis belari is the source of this 5916-nucleotide messenger RNA. The record is from the annotation of a GenBank genome assembly. NCBI's taxonomy places the organism in Eukaryota, Metazoa, Nematoda, Chromadorea, Rhabditida, Rhabditidae.